Molecule: messenger RNA, 1143 nt
Organism: Aspergillus calidoustus
Lineage: Eukaryota; Fungi; Ascomycota; Eurotiomycetes; Eurotiales; Aspergillaceae
Source: the annotation of a GenBank genome assembly
AUGCCCGCCCAACUGCCCUUAACGGGCGUCCGCGUCGUCGAGCUGGCCGGUCUAGCUCCCGGCCCCUUCGCCGGACUCCUCCUAGCAGACUACGGCGCCUCCGUCCUGCGCAUCGACCGCCCCAAAUCCUUCAGCUCUGACCAGCUCACCCGCGGCAAAACUUCCAUCAACAUCGACCUCCGCGACAAGGCCUCACACGCCCUCCUCCUCGACCUCCUCGCCAGCGCCGACAUCCUCAUCGACCCCUUCCGCCCCGGCGUCCUCGAACGCCUCGGGCUCGACCCCGUCUCCGUCCUCCAGAAACACAACCCGCGCCUCAUCGUCGCCCGCAUGACGGGCUUCCGCCGCGACGGAAAGUACAAGGACAUGGCCGGCCAUGAUAUAAACUACAUCGCAGUUUCGGGCGUCCUCUCCAUGCUGGGCCGUGCAGGCGAACGACCACACGCGCCGGGGAACAUCCUCGGCGACUUUGCGGGCGGCGGCGCGGUCUGUUUCCUGGGGAUCCUGCUCGCGCUCCUCGCGCGGACAACCACGGGCCGCGGGCAAGUCGUCGAAGCCAACAUGGUCGACGGCUCGGCGUUCCUCGCCUCCAUGCCCCGACUCAACCUACAGACGCCGCUAUGGAGGGGGCCGCGCGGGACGAACAUGCUCGACGGCGGGAGUCCGUUCUACGAUACCUACGAGACCAAGGAUGCGGGCAAGUAUUUCUCCGUCGGCGCGCUCGAGCCGCAGUUCUACGCUGCGCUGAUCAAGGGGCUGGGUUUCGCGAAGGGCGAGCUCCCCGACCGCGACGACCGCGACAACUGGCCUGCGCUCCGCGAGGCGUUUACGAGGCGGUUCAAGGAGAAGACGAGGGCCGAGUGGGAGGCGGUCUUUGAUGGGACGGAUGCGUGUGCGACCCCUGUGCUUGAGCAGGGUGAGUUGCAGGACAGUGGAUACGAGCAGAGGCCUAUUGUGCAUUUGUCGGAGACGCCGGCGAAGCCGAUCAAGGCGGAGGAUGGCGGGUGGACGGGGGGCAUUCUUACGCCGGGGACUGGCGGGAAGGAGACGCUGCAGAGCUGGUUGGGAUGGCGUGAGGGGGAGCAUUAUGGGGUUCGGGAGGAUGGGGCGUUGGUCAAGGUUGAUGGGAAGGCGAAGUUGUGA